This is a messenger RNA of Tympanuchus pallidicinctus (lesser prairie-chicken), 3211 nucleotides long. RefSeq names its product decapping mRNA 1A (gene DCP1A). The transcript has 10 exons. The coding region runs from base 354 to 1880 and encodes 508 amino acids. Gene Ontology annotation, biological process: positive regulation of catalytic activity; deadenylation-independent decapping of nuclear-transcribed mRNA; deadenylation-dependent decapping of nuclear-transcribed mRNA. Lineage: Eukaryota; Metazoa; Chordata; Aves; Galliformes; Phasianidae. The record is from RefSeq and is a predicted model, not a curated record. Gene Ontology annotation, molecular function: enzyme activator activity; mRNA binding. Gene Ontology annotation, cellular component: P-body.
AAGCGUAGCUUUGGCCUGAGGUGCUUUCCUUUUUGGUUUGGGUCUUGGUGUCCGGACGGCAGGGAAGAGGCACCUUUAGCGGUGUUGGUUAAGGAAGAAGCGCUACCCAGGGUCAGGGCAUAGCCGUACCGUGCCCCUCCAACUUUCUCUGACUGCUGCCGUCUCAUCACAAAGCUCAGAAGGCAUAAAUACGCUGCAGUUCACCUUCUUGUGCUCAGCCCUGGAGCUGUGUGUGGCUCUCAGCACUGGGGACCUUGACACGUGUGGAGAAGACUGACAUAGAAGGUACCUUGUUUGUGUACAAAAGGUCUGCUUCUCCAUACCAUGUUUUUACAAUAGUGAAUCGACUGAACAUGCACAACUUAGUUGAACCAGUGAAUAAAGACUUGGAGUUUCAGCUUCAUGAACCUUUUCUUCUCUACAGAAAUGCUAGCUUGUCAAUUUACAGUAUCUGGUUUUAUGACAAGAAUGACUGUCAUCGAAUAGCAAAACUCAUGGCUAAAGUGGUAGAACAAGAAGCUCAGAGAUCACAACAAGUUUCUCAGGACAGAAAAAGUCCCAGCAGAACAAAUGGCUGCAGUGAAAACAGACCUAUUGACAUCUUGGAAAUGCUCAGUAAAGCCAAGGUUGAAUAUGAGCGAAAUCAAGUCAAUGAUUUGAGUGUCAUGUCAAGUUCUGGUGUGCAACAACAUGCGAAUGCCACAAAGCCAGAAAGCACAGAGACUUCUGAACAAAACACUUCAUUACAAGUGCAAGAUCAACCAUUUCAGUCAAGGCCAAAGCAUCUGACUUUAGAAGAACUCUUUGGGACCUCUGUACCAAAGGAACAGCCUUUACCUCUGUAUCCCAAUCCAGAGAGAAUGGAGAAGUUGCAGACUGAGUCCUCUGCCAGAGAGCAACAAAACUUGCUUUUGCCUUUUUCCUUUGACCAGACAGCAGUAAUACAACCACCACAAGGGAAAUCGGAAAGUCCGAACGUUAAAGCUAGUGCCAAUCCUUUGAGUCAACAGGAAUGUUUGACACCUAUGCUUAUACCUCCAGCCUCGGUUUCCCAGCCUGAUGUUUCAAGCUAUUCAGUUCGCUUAAGCCCUAUACUUAAUUCAUCCUCAACAAUGGAUGCUGCUCCUGCUCAAAUGCUUCCUGGCCUAAAGCAAAACAACAGUCUAAUGCAAGUUAUGCAGCAAGCUACCAAGCAGAUAACCCCGCUAGUGAAUCAGCCUUCUGAAGUGAACCAUGCUCCACAGAAUUUAAUGGCUGGCCAGAGCCAGCUUAUAACACCCUUGACAUCAGCAAAUACAGGACCUGUUUCAAACACGUCCCAUACAGGUGUUGAUCUUCUCCAGAAACUCAGGUUGACUCCACAGCAUGACCAAAUGCAACAGCAGUCUAUCACUAAGACUUCCUUAACACCAAACAUCUCUGCCUCGAUUGGCCAACUUGCAACACCAGAAAGCUUCAAAGAAUCACACAGUAAAUCAUCAACCUUGAACAGCAAAAAAAUCCCUUCCCUGCAGGCUGUACAACAAAACAAAGAACCAGAAGUAUUUCCACAGUCCAAGACUUUACCUAAAGUCAGUCAGGUUGCACCUCCACAGUUUGUUACAGCCACAACUACAGUAGCUCCUUCAAUCCUCUUGUCUCCUAGUGUUUUCCAGCAGUCAGCUACAAAACCUACUGAAGUGGAAAAUAAAGCCAAUUCUUCAUCACCUUUAACACUUGGAACAACAGAGAUUCAGACAGUACCUCCUACUGUUCUCAGUAGGUCUCAGCUUCAGGAAGCACUGAUACAUCUAAUAAAGAAUGAUUCCCGUUUUCUCAGCACUAUUCAUGAAGUCUACUUGCAAGUCCUAACCAAGAAUACAGACAACAUUAAGCUAUAAUCGAAGCUAAAUCUGCUUAGAAUGUUACCACUUUAGAAAUAAUUAUGCCUCAUCUAUAAAACUGAUAUUUUUUUAAAAGAUACUUAGUUUUCAAUGUCUUGAAUUUGAACCCGUUAGGAAAGAGUAUUCCUUAAAUACUUCAAGAAAGUAAUGUUCUCAGAAGUGAUUUAGGUUUUCACUGUGAUUGUCACCAGCAGACCUUUCUUUUUAUUGGGGGAGGGGAUUUAAUUUGCUUAUGAGCUUUCAUUUGCAUUUUUGAUCAUGCAGAUGUUUGCUCUGGCUUUUGUUCCUAGCUGUAUUCACCUCUCAAGGAUUACAGACUACGUACUACUUAAACUAGCACAUAUGUAGUAUAGUACACUACACCACACCAGAACAAGACUUGAUUUUGGAACCUAGUUCCAAUUCUAAGGUGAGAAUUGAAUGCCUUGUGACUAAGGUGGCAGAUGUGGGGAAGAGGGAUUUGGAAGCCAGGCGUUUGUAGCUAAAUCUUUAAACAAAAGCUUUAAAACGUGAUUUGCUGAGUACUUUAACAGUCUCUGGCUCGUGCUGAUCAUUUUAUCUUUUAAAUAUUUCAUUAAUCUUACUGCUUCAUGUUUGACAUAAAACAGAUAUCCAAGUGAGUAAGGCUGUUUUCUCUAAAAAGGUGGAAUCAGAAAUAUACAAAAUCUUCAAUGAUUGUAUUAGUUUUAAGCAACAGAACAGUUCUGUUGUAAGUUGAGGUUCUUUCAGGUUAAGUGUAGGUAGGAGGCCACCACUGGAAGACCACUUUCCUGUUCAUUAGUGUUUGAUAUGACUGAAAUACUUUGUUUCCCUUUUGGCUUAAGGAUGGACCAUAUCUUAUUUGGAUUUCAUUCCUCAGUUGUAUCGUAACUGCAGUGUUGAGAACUAAGCAGAUGGGGAACAAUUGCAUGCUCUCCUCUUGGCUUCUCUCUAAAUUAUUUAUCUAUACUUCAUGCUCUGAAAUGUAUCUAGUUAACAUGUUACUGCUUUUUGUAUAUUAUUUCCUAGUUCAUCAAUGUAAGAAUUUAGCAUCAUACUUUCUUAUUUGAAAUCAGAAAGAUUUCUAACUGUUUUCUUAUGCUGCUGUGUUGGUUUACCCAUGGCUUGUAUUUAUUUCAUGAAGUUAUACAAAGGUAGUUAACAGGACUUCAGGUCUGAACUUUUUCCAGCAAUACUAAUUUUAAAGGAUGCUUUUGCAAUUUAAGGAAAAAAAAAUUUUUUUUGUUUAUUCAGUAAAAAAUUAGUCUGUACUGAGUUCUGAUGCACUGCUUUUUUCCCCUUCCCUCAAGCACUAUUGAAAUUGAAGAAAAACACUGAUUACAGAAUCA